Molecule: messenger RNA, 3258 nt
Organism: Closterium sp. Naga37s-1
Lineage: Eukaryota; Viridiplantae; Streptophyta; Zygnematophyceae; Desmidiales; Closteriaceae
Source: the annotation of a GenBank genome assembly
AUGUUGCGGAUAUGGCGGGUGAUGUUCGAGUGGUGGCAGUGGCAAUUCUCGCGCCUCGGAUGGCUCGUGGGUCGCCGGCCACUCGCCAGCAUCUUCGUCGCGUGCGUCGUCAUCAUUCUCUGCUCGCUCGGACUGCUACGAGCCAGCUUCAUUGAAAACAUCGACGCGCUCUGGGUAAGUUAUGGCACGUUUCUCGACUCGUUCUGGGUGCCGAGCACGUCGAAGACGAUCGUGGACCAGCGCAAGUUCGACGCGUACUUCCCCACCAACCCCUUUUCGCGCGUGGAGCGCGUGAUCAUCGUGCCCAAAGACCCCUCCGCCGACAUGCUGCAGCCGCACCUGCUCAACCAGACGUACAACAUCUACAUGUCACUGCUGAACCUGACAGUGACAGCCAACGACAACAGCACGGUGGGCAUCAAGCAGAUGUGUGCGCAGCCAGUGAAGAACGGCGGGUGUGUGUACUACAGCCCGCUCGCCUACUGGAAGGACGACCGCGCGCUCAUGCUCUCCCGGACCGAUGCACAGCUGCAUGCUGACGUGGACGAGCUGCUGCUGUCGGGUCUGAUCCCGGUGCAGCAGCGGCAGGUGCUGGGUUGCCUGGUAAAGACGCCAUCCAAAGUGUACGCGGGCAACUAUGACGUCAAGUCCGUGGGAGCCCUCAUCUUCACAUUCUUCCUGGACGUGUCUCUCAAGGGCACGCCCACAGUGGAGCGAUGGGAGACAGCACUCUUGGAUAUGCUCGACACGUACCCGUACGAGGACGUGGUGGCAUACGCAGCAACGGGAGUCUCAACCUCGCAGGAGAUCUCGCGGCAGUCGAGGGGGGACGUGUUCCUCCUGGGAGCGAGCUACAUCAUCAUGACGCUCUACAUGCUUGUCGCCCUCACCACCUUCAAGCCCUUCCGCACGCGCUUCCUGCUGGGCCUGGGCGCGCUUGCUACGGUGGCUUCGGGGAUUCUCUCCUCGCUCGGCUUCAGCGCUCUCUUUUACCAGUUCAACCCGCUCACCAUCCAGGUGCUGCCAUUCGUGAUGCUGUCAAUCGGCAUGGACAGUGUCUUCAUCCUCUACACGCACUUCCAGAAGUCCCUCACCUCGCUUCCCCACACGCCCCUCUCCAACCUCGACAUUGCCAUGGCGCUCGAGGACGCGCUGUACCGGCAGGGGGCGAGUGUGGCGCUGACGGCGCUGACCAAGGCGAUCUCGUUCCUGUGCCCGUGCAUCGUGCUGCGCAUCCCCGCACUGCAGGAGUUCUGCAUCGUCGUCGCCAUCGCCGUGCUCUUUGAGCUCCUCUUCUCCUUCACCGCGUUCAACGCCUUCCUGAUCUUGGACGCGCGCAGGGAGAGGGACAACCGAUACGACUGCAUCCCGUGCAUUUCACGCAACGGCCGGCGCACCAAGCCACAGCCGAGCCAGCAGGAGCUGCUCCGAAACACAUCCGCUGCCAAUCCCUUUCCUCAUUCCGCCUCUGCUGUUGAUUCUGCCGCCGCCGCCGCUACUGCUGCUGCUGCUGCUGCCGCCGCCGCCGCCGCUGCUGCUGCUAAUAGUGAUGGUGCUGCUGCUGCUGCUGCUAACGGUGCUGUGAAUGGCACUGCUAACGGUGCAGCGUGGGUUCCUCUAAGUCAGAGCAGUAGCCCUCCUGCCACUGAUGUGACUGUAGAGGGAGCAGGAGACGACAAGGAAGCCAUCAAAGCUGCGCAUAUAAUCACAGCACCUCCAGCUAUGGGACCCGAAACCCACGAUCCCGCCGCCGCCGCCGCUGCUGGUAACACCGGCGCCGUCGCGGCCGCCGCGAACGGAACGGGCAACGGCGCGAAGCUAUCGAAGGAGGAGAAGCAGCAGCGCAAGGCGGAGAAGCGGGCCAAGGUGAAGAGCGACGGAGGGCUGAUUGACAUCUCGGGCAGCACGGAGAAGGAAGCAAAGACGUUCUACGGGCGGUUCAUCUGCCUGUACUAUGUGCCGUACGCGCUGUGCCACUGGGCGGGGCAGCUGGUGAUCUUCCUGGUGUUUGGCGCGCUGCUGGGCGUGGGCAUCUAUGGGUGCAUCACGGUGGAUGAGACUUUGGAUGUGCGCACGCUCAUCACGCAGGGCACCCAGCUGUACCACUACCUUGGAUACGAGGAGACGUGCAACACGCACAUCGGCCCGCCCAUGUAUCUGGUGACCGAGAACAUUGACUACUCGUCUCUGCAGAACAGGCCGUACAUGGAGCGGCUGACAGGGCUGGUGCAGAACUCCACGUGGAUUGAGCCGCCCGUGUUCUCCUGGUACCGCGACUUCACAGAGAAGUUCCUGCCGUACAGCAAGUGGGUCACGCAGCUGGACAGCAAUGGGCAGCUGCCCUCUCGGGAGCUCUUCCAUGCGGCGCUCGACAACUUCCUCAACGACAGCAUGGAGGGCUUCGCCUACAUCUACGACUUUGACUUUGAGCGCAACAACCGCACGGGCGCCAUCGAGGCCAUCAAGGCCGCGCGCAUGCGGGCGUUCUACAACCCGCUCAAGGGCACGGGCGAGUUUGUCAACGCCAUGCUGGACGUGCGCGCACGGGUUGACUCCGUUCCGCAGGUACCGGCGUUCACCCAGAGCUACUUCUAUGUGUUCUACGAGCAGUUCCUGGACAUCGUGCAGCAGUACAUCUGGAUGCUCGUGUUCACCAUCAUCGGCAUCUUCUGCAUCACCUUCAUCUUCAUGGGCUUUAAGACCGCCAUCAUCGUCUCCGCCAUGGUGCUCAUGAUCCACAUCUCCAUGCUCGGCCUGACGGCGGAGUGGGGGGUGCAGCUGAACGCGGUGUCUGCAGUGAAUGCAGUGGCAAUCAUGGGGCUGGCGGACGAAUACGUGAACUACAUCAUGCGCGCAUUCGAGCUCGACCACGGCAACCCACAGGACCGGAUCCGCUCGGCCCUGCUGCAGUAUAUCCGUCCCAUCACCAACGCUGCCUGCUGCACAGUGCUGGGCAUCCUCCCGCUCGCCUUUGCCAAGUCGGCUGUGUACAACGUCUACUACUUCCGCAUGUUCCUCGUCGCCACACUCCUCUCGUGGGGCACGGGAAUUAUUUUCCUGCCUGCGUUCCUGCUCGCGCUGCACGGCGUGGGCAUGACAAAGCCGCUGUAUGUGUUGGGGCUUGCGGCUAAGGAGAAGUUUUUGCGGUGGAGAGGCAAGAAGCAGCAGCAUGAGCAUACUUCGGAUGACGGGGAGGAGGGAGGGAAGACAGAGCCAGCGGAGAGUGAGGUAGCACAACCUGAAGAGGUUAGGGUUUAG